Messenger RNA from Nasonia vitripennis (jewel wasp), 3587 nucleotides. RefSeq names its product dynein heavy chain-like protein PF11_0240. The transcript is spliced from 10 exons. The coding region runs from base 799 to 1557 and encodes 252 amino acids. The record is from RefSeq and is a predicted model, not a curated record. NCBI's taxonomy places the organism in Eukaryota, Metazoa, Arthropoda, Insecta, Hymenoptera, Pteromalidae.
GCUGCAGCAAUAUGGCCGCUCAUUAUUGACUCGCCAAUUUGGAGGGAAACUCGCUGCAGUAAAUACACGUUUUUUCGAGAUUUCUACAGACUUUUACUUGCCAAUUUGGAGGAAAACUCGCUGGAGUAGAUACACGUUUUUUCGAGAGACAAUGCCAUAACUUGGAAGAUCAUCGCACGUGUAUUGUAUACAUGCUAUAUGCAGAUCCAACAGGCUAUUAGAAAAACUUUCGCUUUGUGCAGCUGCAUGAAGAUUGUAUGAUCUAGAGGUGAUCUGGAGAGGUAAUCAGCAAACAGCAGGUGUAUAUCAAGGCUUCAGUUUUCAACGUCCAAAGUUCAUUUGUCUGAUCUGGAGAGGUUAUCGUUGUGCAGCAAAUAUCAACAGGUGCUUCAUCAAGGCCUUAGUUUUUGACAUCCAAGUGUAUCAAACAGUAUAAUGUCGGAGACUAUGAAAAAAUUUGCUAUUAUUGAAGAUAAAGACGGUCAAAAACAUGUUGUGCCAUCUUUAUGGAUAACCCUUGAUAAGAAGACGUUAAUGUGGCCUCCAAUCAUUGAGCCAGAAAAAAUAAAAAAACUUGCAGCUAGUUGUACAAAACCAGCCAAGGACUGGAAAGCAUAUUCAUAUACUCGAUUUAUCAAAUGAAAAGAUAACUACAUAGAUGCUGUUCAAGAAAUCAAACAAAGAUUAGUGGAUAUUCCGGAUACUAGCGAUACAGAAAAAUUGAAAGCAAGUCGAUCAAGUAGAAAUAAAAAACGAAAUUACGAUUAUAGUCCUGAAGAUGGAUUGAAAGAUAAGAAAAUGGAACGUAAUAGCAAGAAAAAUCCAAAAAAACGCUCGAGAUCGGAAAGUACUGAUAAAAAUAAGGAAUUAGACAAUUUAAAUGAUCUCUUUGAUAAUGAUGACGAUGAAAAGAGCGAUUCUAAAGAUAGUGAUGAUGGAAAGAGCGAUUCCAAAGAUAGUAAUGACGAAAUGAGCUAUCCUGAAGAUAUUGAAGAUGAGUUUCCCAAAAAGCCAGAAUCAGUCUCUCUUUUAGAAUUAAGCAAAAAUAAAGCUAAAAUAGUGCAUCGAAAAGAAAAAGUAGCCGAGGAGAAGCAACCAGGUCAAAUGAAAGACAAGAAAGAUGAUACACAAUCAGAAACUGAUUUAGACAAUGAAGCAAGAAAUCCAGCUGAUGAAAAAACAGAAAAAUCUGGUCCAACAAAUGUGUUAUUAUCUGCGCAAAAUAUGUUAAUUAGGAAUGCAAUACGAGAAAUCGAACAAACCGACCUUUCAUUUACGACAACAGAAGAAGCACUAAAAUUAAUAUUAGGUAUGCAAAAAAAAACUUUAAUUGAAGUGCACAAGAUCUCACUUAAGCAAAAUGCACUAGAUCAUAAAGUAGCAUCGUUACAAUCUCAUGGGAUGAAUCUUGGUCGAGAGGGAACUUGUGGAUCAACUGCUCUGAUAAAGAGUAUGUCACAGUACUUUCCAAUCGACGGAAAAGAGAAAAAAAUCGAAACCAUAGAAGAAAAAUUGAACUCAGAUAAGAAGUUUUUCCACUGCGUUGUGGCGCACUAGGAUAUUCCUGACAUUGGCGUGAUCAAUUUGUUUUCAUAUAUUAUAGUAAGUAAAAGUAUAUCGUAAGUAAAAGUAAUUUACAAAAUUAGGAGAAGUGGUGAUUGGGAUUCGGACAAAACAAAAAAAUCUUGCAUUCAAUUGGAAAGUUGUCUGUCAAGUAAUAUAUAUAUAUAUAUAUAUAUAAAUAGUAGUGAUAAGAUAUAUGAUCCAGCGACAAUUAAAACAUGAUUGUACUCCAAAGCAACCUUCAUUCUUUUUUAUAAGUUACAUUUAUAAUAAUUAGUUUUCAGGAUAUUAGGGCAUGUAUAGGGGUGUCAGCGAACCAAGCUAAGGCAGUGCUAUAAAAAAUAAACGAUACUUAUGACUUAAGUGGUCCACUAUUGCAUGGCGUAAAUAUCGACCUUGCUACGCUUGGGCGCUAACAUGACUAUCAAAUAUUUCGUUUCUUCAAGACUAGUAUGUAAUAAGGCUUUUUAUGACACGCCGUGGCGUAAACCUCGAUUUACCGCACGCGCGUGCAAAAAUGCACUCGCUAAAUCUCGGAUCACGCACGUUGUGUCAUAAAACAUCGUACGAUAGUUUCGUAAUAUACCAUUUCGAUAUUAGUGCGAUAAAGUGAUUCUUGUGUGUAAAUGUAUCUACUAUCUGAUACUAUCUGAUAAUCACACUCGUGCGAGAAUCACUUUGUCGCACUCUUAUCGAACAAUAUAUUAUGACAAAACGUACGAUAAAUGCUUCGUUCGCUGACGCUUGUUUACACAAGCGUGAGUAAAAGUUGCACUUAGCGCACGGCGAGAAUAUGAAUUGGAAUUAAAGGGAUAUGGUUUCGAUAUUAAUUUUGAUACAGUUUUCAAUCUAUUAAAUUAGAAUGAAAUUCUUUAUAUAAUAUUUAUAAAUCUCUCCGAGGCAACUUCUUUGCCGAUUAAAAAAAAAGGUACGCUGUAUUAAAUACGAAAUUUGAACAUAAAAUUAAGAAAACGCUUUAUUAAUAGUAUGUUCGAUAUUCCUUCAAUUCAUAUCGUUAAGAAAAUAUUAUUAAAUAAAUGUGAAAAUAAUACAUUAAAAAAUAAAUGUAUUUUUGAUAUUUUUAAUUAUUAUAUUAUUGGUAUUACAUAUAUAAAAUUAAGCCAGUAAUUUAUUUAAUAAGUUUUCUUAAAUGUUACUAAAUUAUUUAAAACAUGUUUACGAUUGUCUUACAAUUACUGUGAUUUUCAUUGAAAUAAUCUACUUUUCAAAACACAUACCACUAAAAUACAAUUUUUUAUUUAUUAACACAAAACAGGCUAUACAUCGAUUUCGGCUGUCGCGGAAUGAAAUCAAUCACCCACUAUUUAUUUUUCUUUAUAGCCAAUAAUAGUUUGAUAUCAGUCUACGAGACAUAAUGAGAAGAGGUAUACUAUGACCUAAUAACCCAUCAUAUCUCAAAUCAUUGAUCCUACAAAUAUAUGAUCCCCCAAAACCCGUAAAUCCUAAGAAUAUAAACCCCGUUAACCCACGUAUGUGCGGGGUAUGUAAACCCAUACCGCAUGCAUAAACGCUGACCUAAUUGAUAUUUAAAUAAAUUAAAAUAAAUAAUUGUUUUAGGUUGAAUUUUUUAAAAAGAAAAGCGGCGAUAAUUUGCACGACAUGACGUACAAACUGUUAGAUUAUUGCUUAACGCCAGAAAAUAUGACAAAUUACACGUUCUAUGGAGUUAAGGACAAGAAAAAAAAAUUUUCUGCCCUCACACUGUGUUCAUGCAUAUUUCUUGCCGUUGAAGCUGCGUUCCCGGUCACGGCCACCGAAGAUGCCGUUAAAAAAAGUAUCAAGUUGCGCCUGGAUACCUCAACCACCAGGUUCAAGCGUUCGUCGCAAGCUCCUGCGAAACGUGCCAAAUUCAUGCCGGUAGUGCCGAAUUUCGACGAUACUGAAGAUGAAUAAUAACAUCACAAAUGCUAAUAAAACUAUUACUUGUCUAAAACAUUAUUAAUAUAUUAUUUAUAUUAUUAUUUAUAAUUUUUUUAUUCUUAAUAAAAGUUAAUUUAACAUUA